AUGGCUCCCAUAGCACCAGUAGCACUUAUCACAGGCGGCUCUUCAGGCAUUGGUCUUGCAUUGACCAAACACCUCCUCAAUAAAUCCUGGCAUGUCUUCAUUGCCGACAUCAAUCCACCUCCUUCAUCCGAACUCUCCAAUUUCUCUGCCUCAUCCUACCAGUUCCACGCUACAGAUGUCUCGUCCUGGGAUGCGCAAGCCUCAGCUUUCGCAACCUGUUGGUCUACCUUUGGUCGUCUCGAUUUUUGUGCUCUGAACGCUGGCAUCGACGACCGCGAUGAUAUCUUCUACUCCACCAGCAACGAUCUCAACACCCCACCCACCAAACCGAACAUGAAGACCUUUGAAGUAAACUUGUAUGGUCCUUAUUAUGGCAUCAAGUUGGCUGCUCACUACAUGGCUUUGAACAAACCAUUGAAUGGUCAAAGCAGCGGCAAAGGUGGAAGAAUCGUUGUCACUGCUUCGGAUGCGGGACUUUGGGCUUUGCCGGCUGUGCCUCAGUAUACAGCUACCAAACACGCUAUUGUAGGAAUGGUACGGGCAAUGGCCCCCUCGGCUGCUGAAUCUGGUAUUUCGAUUAAUGCUGUUGCGCCGGCACUUACACCAUCAAAUCUUGCACCUCCGGGUUUGCUUGAGAAUUAUCCCAAGGAGGCAUUGACCAAGAUGGAGACAUUGAUGAAGGCUUUCGAUGCAUUGGGUAGAUUUGAUCAGGUCGGGACAGAAAGCUGGGGUGGUCAAGGGCCUAACGGACAGGUCGUUGAGGGAAGGGGUGACGAUAUCCAUUACAAGAACGAGAUUGAGAAGACGGGUGGGAGAGAGGUGCCCAAGGAGAUACAACAGAUUUGGGCAGAUACGUACAAGGAGCGCAACAAGAGAUUUGCGAUGCAGCGUCAGUAG
Molecule: messenger RNA, 897 nt
Organism: Aureobasidium melanogenum CBS 110374
Lineage: Eukaryota; Fungi; Ascomycota; Dothideomycetes; Dothideales; Saccotheciaceae
Product: NAD(P)-binding protein
Exons: 3
Coding region: 1-897 (298 amino acids)
Molecular function (GO): oxidoreductase activity
Source: RefSeq, a predicted model, not a curated record